AAUUGGCCUGGUCUAUGAGGCGAUUAAGUGUGAUGUUAGCGGUGGUUUGUAUGCGAUAUGUUUGUACAAAACGUCACGUAUUCACUUUUCAUUUGAUACCUUAAAUGCCAGAGAUGUACGCAUGGUGAGCCAGUGCGAUCAAAUGAAUGUUAGCAUGUGUUUGUGUAUGCAAAGCCAAAAGCACACACAUGAUACCUUGGCUUUGGCGGAGAAAGUUGUUUUGGUGCGCUCGUCGCUGCUUCAUAACAUUUUGCUCACUCUUUCUUUCAUUCAUUCGAACACCAUGUUGCCUUUGCAAAUGAAUCGAUUGUGCCAAGUCGACUGUGCGUCUGUGUGUCUGUGUGAUUUUGUGGUGAACGACGACUACGAGUCCCAAAUGGUUAAAGUAUUGUUUGAUUUGGUUGAUACUCAAAACAAUUGGUAAACAGUUGGUUGUGAUCGCUGCUGCCGAGCAGUUGAAGAAAUUCGUUUACAGUGGAAACUUGUUCGAUUGCGCUCACAAAAUGCGCGCUGGCAUUUUCAAAUAAAACUACGUCAAAAACUUGCAAACUUGAAUAUACAAACGUUGUGUUUUAACGAUUAUUUCAUACGAUUUCCUAUAUUACGGAGAGCGCAAUAUUGUAUGUUAUUGUGUGCAUUUUGCCAUUUUCAUUUCGAUUAUCGAAGUUUGGAAUUCAUUUUUUUCUUCUUCAUUUUGUUGAAUGCCGUGUGUGUGCAAUUUAAACGCAUCCGAAAGUGAAUUUUAUUAAAUAGACGUAACAUUCAAGGAAAAUUUCUUUAAAUAAUCGAAAGUGAAUGAAUGAUGAAUAAAUAAUCUUCAAAUGACAUAGUCACAAACAUAUCACGGUUGAGGUGGAUCAAUUGAAUGUAUGAGAGAAUAAUUAAUUAAAAUGCAAUGAGCAAUUCAAUCUUUACACCGACAUGAAGAAAAAGAGAGUAGCUAAUCAGUGAUCACAUGUGCUCGUUUUCGAUAAUUAUCACGAAUCAACCACAUUCGCAUUUAAGUGAAUUGAACAAAUAUUUACCAAGUUGCAAGUAUAACAUUUUGAUUGAUGUUAAAGAGAUUGACUACUGUUUCGGUCACUUUUGCAUCGAAAAGCCCAUGCAAAUACAUUCAAAAGUAAAGAAAAAUACUAUUAACAAUCUAGUGAUUGAUGCAUGGAAUGCGAUACACCGCAAAUGGAAUUGAGAAAAACAACAAAAGUGGAACACACACAGCGACUAUUCGACGGUAGGAAAACAAAAACAUAACGCGUCGCGAUCACUUUAAGAGAUCAAUGAUUCGGUUCGAAAUUCAAUUAAUGUCUGAUUUGAAGUGGAACGGUAAUUGCUAUAACAAUUAUAAUAUUGCACGUCGACAAAUUGUUAUUGAAUUAAAAAAAGUGAAGAUCGCAGAAAAACUCAACUAGAAAUUAUCACGAUUGACAUAAUCAUCAAAUAGAAAACCACACAAAUGUAAUAUUAUCAGUGGAACGUGAAACAAUUCGCGCAUAUAUUGAAAAGAAAGCAUAAACACAUUCGAUCCGAACGGAAAACAAAAACGAAAAAUAUAGGAAGAAAGAUAUUAGCAUUUUUUUUUGUGUAUGAGUCGGCGAGAGACAUUGAAUACGUGUAAAUUUGCCAACUUGGAAUAAUUAAUUGACGAUUUGAUUUUCGGAAAUUCACACCAAACAUGGUGAUUCAUUUAUUGGCUUCGGCUAGCGCCAGUGCGGCCAAAGCGGCCGUUCCGGCUGUAUUCAGUGCCUCGUCGUCAUUGGUAGGAUCGGCGGUCAAAUCGGUCGCAUCGACGGCGGUCAAAUCGGUCGCAUCGACGGCUGUUAAAUCAAUUGCGUCUACGGCCGGGAAAGCAGUGGCUUCGGGUGUGGCAGCGGUGGUUCCUGCGGUUGUUGGAACGGCGGGCAAAGUCGUUUCGGCCAAAGCGGCUGCCAUCACUGGUAUCGGUUCAACAUUGCUUAAAGCAACACCAAUCAUUGGGCCCGCUGCGAUUGGGAUUGGUAAAUUAACUGCGACCAUUGCAAUUGCAUUGAAAGCAGCCACCGCCAUUAUUGGAGUUGGAAAAAUUUCAAUAUUACCCGUUUUAAUUGCAUCGCUUGUUUUCUAUAAUUACGACUUUUUCGACCCCGAAAAUCGGCCAUUCAACGUAAAACAAGUGGAUGCCGAGUACGAUUUUGUGAUAGUCGGCGGAGGUUCCUCCGGCUCGGUAUUGGCCAAUCGAUUGAGUGAGAUCAGCAAUUGGAAAGUAUUGCUGCUUGAAGCUGGCGGACACGAAACUGAAAUAUCUGACGUACCGAUUUUAUCACUUUAUUUACACAAGAGCAAAUUGGAUUGGAAAUAUAGAUCACAACCACAGGCGACGGCGUGCCAAGCGAUGCAAGAUAAUCGCUGCUGUUGGACACGCGGUAAAGUACUUGGCGGUUCAUCGGUAUUGAAUACAAUGCUAUAUAUUCGCGGCAAUAAACGUGAUUUUGAUCAAUGGGAAUCGUUUGGUAAUCCAGGUUGGGGAUACGAAGAUAUUUUACCAUACUUUCGAAAAUCCGAAGAUCAACGCAAUCCAUACUUGGCACGCAAUAAACGACAACAUGGAACUGGCGGACCCUUAACCGUUCAAGAUGCACCGUACAACACACCGAUUGGCAUUGGAUUUUUGCAGGCGGCACAAGAAUUUGGCUAUGAUUUGGUCGAUGUGAAUGGUGAACAACAGACUGGUUUCGCUUUCUUUCAAUUUAAUAUGCGUCGCGGAACACGAUGUAGUGCGGCCAAAGCAUUUUUGCGACCGAUUCGAUUAAGAAAGAAUUUGCAAAUUGCGUUAUUUGCACAUACGACACGAGUGCUGGUUAAUCCGGUGACAAAGCGCGCAGUUGGUGUUGAGUUUAUUCGUAAUGGCAUUAAACAAGCUGUAUAUACGCGAAGAGAAGUCAUUUUAACGGCUGGUGCAAUUGGCUCACCACAUAUCCUUCUAAAUUCAGGCAUUGGACCAAAACGAGAUUUACAAUCGGUCGGUGUGCCGGUAGUACAGGCUCUGGAAGGAGUGGGCCGUAACCUGCAGGACCACAUCGCAAUCGGGGGACUUGGAUGGACAAUUGACAAACCCGUUGGCAUCAAGACAAAUCGUUUAAUCAAUUUAAAUGCAGCACUUCGAUAUGCCAUCACCGAAAACGGUCCAUUAACCAGCAGCAUAGGUUUGGAGGCGGUCGGUUUUGUGAAUACAAAAUACGCAAAUCAUUCAGACGAUUGGCCCGAUAUGGAAUUUCACUUAACAAGCGCUUCACUGUAUGCAGAUCAACAAGCGAAAGUCGCUCACGGAUUGAAGAAAGAAUUUUUCGAUUAUGUAUUCGGUGAUUUGGUAACACAGGACACAAUCAGUGUUUUGCCAAUGAUUUUACGGCCGAAAAGUCGUGGAUUUUUAAAAUUACAUUCGAAAAAUCCACUGAGAUAUCCAUUACUUUACCAUAAUUACUUAACGCACCCGGACGACGUGAAUGUGAUGCGUGAAGGUGUCAAAUUGGCAGUUGCAUACGGUGAAACUGAUUCGUUGAAAAAACAAUUUGGCGCCAAAUUUCAUCAUCGUCAAGUUCCAAAUUGUCGACAUUUACCAAUGUUCACGGAUGAAUACUGGGAGUGUUUUAUACGCCAAUAUACAAUGACGAUUUAUCAUAUGUCUGGCACAUGUAAAAUGGGACCAUCUUCGGAUCUAGAAGCGGUUGUUGAUCCACAGCUACGAGUCUAUGGCGUUAAAGGUCUUCGAGUGAUUGACGCUUCAAUCAUGCCAACAAUUACAAAUGGCAAUAUUCAUGCACCGGUGAUUAUGAUAGCGGAAAAGGGAGCUGAUAUGAUCAAAGCACUGUGGCUACGUGACGAAAUGUUUCGUUACAAACGAUACGACAAUGGCCAAAGACUGGUGACACCGGCAGCGAAUGUAACAGAAACGAUGAACUCACGAUGAUCUGCAUUUGAAUUGAACUAUAUAUUUAUUACACAGAUUGAGUUUGUUUAAGAUUUUUUUUUUAAUUUGCUACGAAACCAAACAGAUUGAAAGUGCGUGUGACGAUUUUGAAUGAGAAGCAAACCUUGUUUUAAUUAUUUAUUUCAAACUAUUAAGAUUUAACGAUAAAAGAAAAUAACAACGCAUUUUAAGCAUUUAAAUAGAGAAUAAGAUGAUUCAAUCGAAGAAGAUAAUUAUCGAAUAAAUUGGUGUAAUUUAA
Contarinia nasturtii (swede midge) is the source of this 4202-nucleotide messenger RNA. RefSeq names its product glucose dehydrogenase [FAD, quinone]-like. NCBI's taxonomy places the organism in Eukaryota, Metazoa, Arthropoda, Insecta, Diptera, Cecidomyiidae. Gene Ontology annotation, molecular function: oxidoreductase activity, acting on CH-OH group of donors; flavin adenine dinucleotide binding. Bases 1673 to 3943 code for a protein of 756 amino acids. The record is from RefSeq and is a predicted model, not a curated record. The transcript has 4 exons.